AUGGACGGACAGCAUUCCGAAAAGCCACGCAGCCACACCCCGGCUGAUAGGGCGUCAUCAGCCAUGUCCCAGAACUCCAGAAUCUCCUCCCACACCUCUGAAUCCGUGAAGGACCUGUCUUGCAGUAAGAUACCUCAGGACUCUGCCCACAGGGACAGGCUGGCACACCCCACCGCCAUCCUGCUGAGCAAGUCGCAUAGCAGCCAGGCUGCCCUCAGGCCCCAGGAGCACAGCAUGUUCUUGAAGGAAGCCUACAACACAGCCAUCUGCUUCAAGGCGCUCCGAGACCUGAAUGGUUUAGACCCCCACCGCCUGAAGCACGUCAUCAACAAGAUCAAGGACAUGGCUCAUGGGGCCCCCAACCCGGUGCUGGAAACCACUUAUCACUACUUUACAGACAACCCAGAGAUCUCCAACCGCCACAAGCUCCGGCUGCUCCAAGUCCUGGAGACCGUCAUUGGAGCCAGUGAGUCCCUGGAGGAGAGAUGGACGGAAAUCUUCAUGAAGCUGGCCCUGGAGAACAUGACCAAGUCCACGGAGCUGGAAGAGGUAUACCAGGACACGGCCAGCAACAUGCUGGUGGCCGUCUGCAGGCACUCGUGGCACAGGGUGACCCAACACCUGGAGACCGAGGUCCUGACGGGCGUCUUCCCACACCGAAGCCUCCUCUACGUGAUGGGCAUCCUGACCUCUGACCAGAAACUCUUCAACCAGGAAGAGAAGGCGUGUUGGGAAGAGCAGCUGACCCAGAUAGCGGUCAAGUCCGUCCAGUUCCUGAACACAGACGUAUGGUCAAAGGAGCUGCUGUGGGCACUCAACAAGCCUGACCAGACACAUUAUGAGCAGCCCCCCGAGAAGGCCUUCCUGUUCCUCUACUAUGGGCUGAUCCUUCAAGCUGAGGAGAACAGCACCAUGGUCCGGACACACCUGCGAACCCUCCUGGAGACGUCCCACCAGUGGUCCAAGCAGAGGGAGGGCAUUGCUCUCACCGUGGGGCUGGCCGCAGCCCGCCACUUGGACCACGUGUGGGCCGUCCUGGAGCAGUUUGGCCGGAGCGCACCCAUUAAGCGGAGCCUCCACAACUUCUCCCCAAAGACUUCAGAGGACCUGCAGUGGAAGUGGGCCACGAGCACCAUCCUCCUCGCCUACGGUCAGAUGGCGGUCAAGGCCAAAGCCCACAUCCUCCCGUGGGUGGACAACAUCUUGUCACGCAUGAUCUUCUAUUUCCACGGCAGCACCUGGGACGACACCCUGAAGCAGAGCUUCCUCACCGCCAUCCUCAUGCUGGUGGGGGCCGUGAGCCGCAACGAGGGCGCCCACAGCUACGAGUUCUCCCAGCUCCCCCAGCUCCUCGAGAGUCUGAUGGCUUUGAUGGAAGAGGAGCCCCAGGACACGCUGUGCACGUCGACCCGCGAGCAGACCAUCCACAUCGUCUCCAGCCUCUGUAAGCUGAGACCACCCCUGGACUCGGAGAAGAAAUCACGGCUCCUGUCCAUCUGCCUCCACAGCGUGCUGGCCCUGCCACUGCUGGAUGUCCUGGAGAAACACACCUGCCUCUUUCUGGAGCCACCCAACGUCCAGACCCUCUACAGCAAGACCUCGAAGGCACUGGAUGAGAUGCUGCAGACCUUCAUCACGCAGAACCCCACGGCGGACGAGCUGCACUUCCUGCUGUCGCACCUGUACAUCUGGCUAGUGUCCGAGAAGGCGCACGAACGGCAGCGGGCUGUGCACACCUGCACCGCCCUCCUCAAAUUCCUGAGCCACAACCACUACCUGGACCCAAAAGAGGACUUCAAACAGAUGGGGCAGCUCAUGGGCAUGCUGGGGAUUCUGUGCCAGGACCCCGACAGGGCCACCCAGCUCUGUAGCCUGCAAGGCUUGGGCCACCUCUACCAGCUCCUGCUGCGCCACAGAGGUGAGGCUCUGCGGGUGGAAGCACUGUCCCCCGAGCAGCUUUCCCAGGCUAGCAAGGAUGAAGCCCCACUCUGGAGCAGCGGAGACCAGAAAGCCACUCUCCCCUCCCCCCAGAAGGUGGCGCUCUCAAAGGACAGCAUCUUCCAGCGUGGCAGCUCCCAAGUCAUUAAGGAGGCCAUGAAGCGUCUCACGUUGGCAGAGCUGAGCCACCUCAUCUGGACGACCAUCGAAGGGCUGGGCUCCACGAGCACCUUCCGCGCGCAGGCAGCCGCCAACAUGCUGCUCACUGUCAUCCGGGAGCACGGGGCCAAGCUGGAGACCGUUGCCAAGCUAGGCCAGGCCAUCCACCUGCAGCUCUGCUCUAUUCGCCUCCCCCAAGCCAAGAAAAUUGCCCUGCAUGCCAUCACCCUGCUGGCCCGGAACCACACCCCCGAGCUGGUGGCCACCUUCCUGGACUUCUCCAUACCCCUGGACAGCCAUGCCUUCCAGCUGUGGAAGGCCCUGGGGGCCGAGCAGCCCGUGAGCCGCUGGGUGCUGGCGGUGCUACUGGCCUUGCUACGGGAACGGCCCCUGCCAAUUGAGGCUAGUGACAGCAGCCCCCAGCCCAAGGAGAAGACCUACCUGCGCUCGCUGGCUGCCAUGAACACACUGCAUGAGCUACAGAUCACGCGAGAGUUCAAGAAGGCCGUGCAGGAGGCCUACCCGCAGCUGCUCCUGGCCCUUCUCACCCAGAUACACUACGUCCUGGAGCUGAGCCUGCCCACAGGUCCCCAGCCCGGCCAGCAGGCCCCAGAGGCAGCCGUGCCCAGUCCCCAGAGUUGCAAGACAUCGCUGGAGGCACUGAAGAGCCUGCUGUCCAGCACGGGGCACUGGCAGGACUUCGCCCACCUGGAGCUGCAGGGCACCUGGGAGCUCUUCAGCACCAUCCCCACCUACCCGAAGGGCGUCAGCCUCCUGGCCAGGGCCAUGGUGCUGAACCGCUGCAGGCAGAUCAAGGUGGUGCUCAGCCAGCUGCUGCCCACCCUGCAGAGCCAGGAGGAGCGGGAGAGGAAGGUGGCCAUCCUCAUCCUCACUGAGUUCCUCUACAGCCCCGCCCUCCUGGAGGUGCUCUCCAAACAGGAUGUCCUGAAUGUGCUGGCCCAAAGCCUCAGGGACCCAAACCCCGAGGUCCGAGUGCUGAGCCUGCAGGGCCUAGGGAACGUCCUCUUCCACCCAGAGAAGGGAAGCCUGCUCCACGGACAGCUGCCGCCCUUCCUCCACGGCUUCUUCCAGAACAGCGAGCCGGUGGUGGAGCGCGUCAUGGGCACCGUGUCCGACGUGCUGCACCGCCUGGGCGCCUGCGGGGUGGGCGUCCAGGGCCUCAGCAUCGCCAUCAACGCCCGCUCCUUCUUCGAUGACGAGCGUGACAGGAUACGGGCAGCGGCCAUGGCACUGUUUGGGGACCUGUUAGCAGCGAUGGCAGGCAGGGAGCCAAGUAGCCUGCGAACCCAGGUGUACCAGAGCAUGGUACCCCUGCUCCUGCACCUGAAGGACCACUGUCCAGCCGUCGUCACGCAGGCCAAGUUCACCUUCUACCGCUGCGCGGUGCUGCUCCACUGGCCGCUGAGGCACACCAUCUUCUGCUCGCUGGCCUGGGAGAGGGGCCUCAGUGCCCGCCACUUCCUCUGGACCUGCCUGAUGGCCCACAGCCAGGAGAAGUUCAGCAUCCACUUGGCACAGGCUCUCAGCUACCUGCAGAGCCCCCAUCGCCACAUCAAGACCUGGGCAGCGCUCUUCAUAGGUUACACCAUCUGCUACCACCCCCAGGCCGUGUCCCAGACAGUGAAUGACGCGGACACAAAGCUGCUGUUGUGCACUUUCGAAGAUCUCAAAAAAGACCAGGAAGCUGGCAUCCGGGAAUUCGCCACCAAGCAGUUCUCCUUCCUUCAGGAGGUGGCAGCCAGACCCCAGUGA
Rhinolophus ferrumequinum (greater horseshoe bat) is the source of this 3870-nucleotide messenger RNA. Its product is annotated as maestro heat-like repeat family member 5. Bases 1 to 3870 code for a protein of 1289 amino acids. The record is from RefSeq and is a predicted model, not a curated record. Lineage: Eukaryota; Metazoa; Chordata; Mammalia; Chiroptera; Rhinolophidae. The transcript is spliced from 31 exons. Gene Ontology annotation, cellular component: cytoplasm.